Thecamonas trahens ATCC 50062 is the source of this 3213-nucleotide messenger RNA. RefSeq lists its product as uncharacterized. Gene Ontology annotation, molecular function: small GTPase binding; actin binding. The record is from RefSeq and is a predicted model, not a curated record. Lineage: Eukaryota; Apusomonadida; Apusomonadidae. The transcript has 2 exons. The coding region runs from base 1 to 3213 and encodes 1070 amino acids. Gene Ontology annotation, biological process: actin cytoskeleton organization.
AUGCCGCGGAAGAAGGACCUGUUCAUGGCCGAGGACGCGCUGGACUCGAUCGCCACUCCGAGCCCGACCAAGGCGAGGAGGCCGCCACCAAGCUCGCGGCCGCACAACCCUCUGUUUGACACUCCGUUGCCAGGCGUUCAUCCGGGAGCCGGCCUUGCGUCGCAGGAGAACAGCCCUCGAUCGCCCCUCGGCAAGCUCGGCCGUAGGCAGCACAGGUCGGGAAGUCCGGGCCGCAGGUCGACUUCGAGUGGCGGCUUCAAGACCAUGAUGGCCUCGCUGUUUCGGAGAGCCACUACGACGCUCUCGACUCUGACAGAGCCGUCGAGCGGAGGUGGUGGGCGCGGGCGCGGGCGUGGCAUUGCAUCGCCUGGCCGCCGCGCUCGGUCCGCCGCUCACUCGCCUGAGGAUUACGUCGCCCGCAUCCAGUCGACCUCGUCACCAGGCAUUCUCGAGGAGCUUGUCCAAGUUCUCGACUCGAGCCCACCGGCAUGGACGGAGACGUUUGUGCAGAUCGGCGGGAUGGAUGCCAUCCUGGACGCCCUUCAUGCCGACCACGUGCAUCACCGGCGGCAGGAUGGUCUGACGAGGACCAAGCGCAGCUCGGCACUCGCAGCCGUCGCCCGCUCGCAGCAAGGACCAGCCUACCGCGCGGCGGCUAUCCAGGCACUUCUCAAGCUGCUCAACGCACCGUGCGCCAUGCACCACGCGCUCGAGACGCCCGAUUUUGUUGUCCGCAUCCUGGAGUGCGUCCACGACGAUCACGUCCUCAUCCGUACCGACAUCUACAAGCUGCUCUCGGCACUGACCUUGCACUCGCCGACAGGCUACGCUGUCGUCAUCGGGGCGUAUACCGAGCUUGCGCGCAAGACCCGCAAGGCCGAGAGCCGGCGGUUUAUCGACCUGGUCAAGGAGCUGACGCUCGACCCCAACGAGCGCUCGACGCAAUCGACCGAUCAGCUCACCCUCCUCUACGCCGCCAUGUGGCUCAUCAACUGUAUUAUUUCGAGGCCGGACUCAAUUGCGCUUCGCGCCCGCCGUCGCGCCGAGCUUGUCGAGCUCGGUCUCCGGAACGCUGUCGACAACCUCCAUGUCAUUGUCCUCUCGCCACUGCCCGGCAUCGACAUGGAGACUCACAACAUGCUUCGUGCCCAGCUUGACGUCUUCAUCAAGGGCAUGAACGAUGACGACGCCAAAUGUGCGCUCUCGUCGCUGCAGCUUUCUGAUCCCAAGGACGUCGUUUCUCAGACCGUCUCGCUUCUUCCCUCGAUCCGCUCCAAGAAGCUCCUUUUGGAGCUCCUCCAGCGCUUCCUCUACCUCAUGCUCUCGGCUGACGCCAGUGUUGAGAGUGCAGACAGCAUUGACGCUGCCAUUUCCGACUGCAUCGCGGUUGUUGAUGGUCUGAGCCCCAACCCCAACCUGGCGUCACUGGACGUCCUACUCGCCAAGCACCUCGGGACGAGCGACGAAGCCGAGGACGAGGCCGAGAUUGGCGACGCUGCGCCUCAGCUCAGCACCCCGUCGCGGGAGGCUGGUGAGUCGGCCGGUACAGGAAUUCCAGUUGUGCCGCCGGCUGCCGCCCCCCCGCCGCCACCGCCGAUGCCUGGCAUGGCAGCACCGCCGCCGCCGCCUCUGCCGGGGACUCCAAUCGGGGCGCCGCCGCCGCCGCCACCGAUGCCUGGCAGCCUGGGCAUGUUCGACUCGCCGGCACACAUGCCCUCGCCUAUCCGCCCGAAUCGCAAGCUCAAGCGGUUCUUCUGGACCAAAAUCAAGCCAAACGCGCUCGGGCCGACGGUCUUUGCCAAGCUGAGCGAAGUGAGCCCGCCCAAGGUUGACACCUCCAAACUCGAUGCCCUGUUUGAGCUCAAGGACUCGGUGGCCAAGACGUGUACCAAGGCUGAGCCAACCAACGAGGACGAGCCAGCCGAGGCCGAGCCUGUCGAGACCGAGAUCGACGUCGCUGUCCGCGACUUGAUGGCACUCAUGGGCCCGCGAUGCGUGCAGCGGAUGGAGAUCAUGCUCUCUGUCUACGCCUCGUCGGGUCUUGCGCCAGCCGACAUUGUGCGCGCGCUUGUUGAGCUCGAUGACAGCGUGCUUGGUGCUGACCGGGUUGCCCGGCUGGCCAAGCACCUGCCGGAUGCCGAGACCUGGACUCAGGUGGCCUCCGUGCUCGAUGCACUCGAGCCUGCGGCAGUCACCGCCCUUGCGAUGUGCGAUGCUGUCUCACCAGCGGUUGCGCUCAUUGCUGGCUUGCAGUCGAUUCCGCGGCUCCAUGCCCGUCUGCGAGCCUUUGAGAUGCAGCUCUCGUUUGAUGAGGUCAUGGGCGAGAUGGAGCACCAGGUCGGGCUCGCGCUCUCGGCAUGCUCACAGGUUGUGGCAUCUGAUGCGCUCGCCAAGGUUCUGCGCUGCGUCCUCGACGUUGGCAACUACCUCAAUGCUGGCGGGAAGCUGCAGGCGGGAGGCUUCAAGCUCGACGCGCUGCUCAAGCUCGCCGACACCAAGACAACCGACGGGUCGACCACGCUCCUCCACGUAGUCAUCGAGUCGAUCCAGGAGUCGGCACCUGAGCUUCUAGGCCAGCUCCGGACUCAGCUAUUCGACGUUGGCGCGGCGUCCGAGCUCAACCUCGGGCAGAUUGCGGGUAAGCUGGCGUGUCUCCGCGAGUCAGCGCACACCCUUGGCGCCGAGCUCGAGGCGUUGCGAGCGCUGGCAGCUGGCGGUGGACUGGCGGACGCCGACGGGUUUGUGGCGCGCCUAGAGCCGUUCCACCACGUGUCUGCCGAGCGAAUGACGGCACUUGAGUCCACGCUGGCCACUGCCCGCGAUGCCGAGUCCCACAUGUUGCUGUACUUUGGCGAGGGCGCGCGGACCGGCUCUGGUGACAGCUUGGGCACGUCGGCGUCUGCCGGGGCCAACUUUUUGGCGGAUCUCACCGAGUUUGUCGAGCUCGGGGACAAGGCUGCGCGUGACAAUACCCGGGCGGCGGCGCUCAAGAAGCGCGCGGCGGCGCAGCGGGCUGAGUCCAAGCAGCGGCGGCGACGGCGCAAGGCCCGUGGCACGCCGCGCGGCACGCCGCGCAAGGGCGACGAGAACUCGCGGCCACCGACACCAGCAACCCCCCUGUACCCUGCCACGCCAAAGACGCCGAUGACGCCCACUUCGCGGGCGGCCGAUCUCCUCUCGCCCGACGGCUCUCGCUCUCGCCAACGCGCGUGA